Eruca vesicaria subsp. sativa (arugula) is the source of this 963-nucleotide messenger RNA. The record is from the annotation of a GenBank genome assembly. NCBI's taxonomy places the organism in Eukaryota, Viridiplantae, Streptophyta, Magnoliopsida, Brassicales, Brassicaceae.
AUCAGAACAGAGAAACGCGUCGUCUCUCCCAGAUUUCAAUCCUCUCAACUUUCCCUUUUGAUCAGAACAACAAUUGGGAAAAUUGAGGUCUCUGGAUUGGUCAGAUUCUCAAACUUUCUGCUGAUUAAGAUUAAAGGGUUUCUCUGUUUACGUUAAUCCUUCUCAAAAAUCUCAACUUUCCCGAGAAAGUUUCAGUUUUUCUUUUCCGGAGAAACCGUGAAUUACGGUUUGGUGCAAAUCGUGCUGCUUCAGGUGGAUUGUAUUUGACAUGAAUUAGGAAAGAAAGGAAGAAACUUUUGCCUUCUCCAGAUUGUUUUGGAUUUGGGUCUACGUUCCAUUUCUGUGUUGCUUUGAUUUGUCUUAUGGAUACGACUUGUGGAGAGGCUAAAGAAGCCAAUGGAUGUGAGGAUGGUAAUAACAAGGGUGUUGUUGUUAGUCUAAAGAGCAGUGAGGUUGAGGAUCAAGUCUGUGAGGAGGAGGAAGAAGAAGAAGAAGAAAGUGAGAAACAGUGUUUAUUGCCGCCUCCUAGGAAAGGAGGUAUGUCGAGGAGUACUGACAAGAUUAAGAGGACUGUUCAGUGGAAUGAUAACAAAGGAGAUAAUCUUGCUGAGGUUUUAGUUUAUGAACCAAGCGAAGUAAGCGAUGCAGAAGACGAUGAUUCAGAUUCCUGCAUCUGCACAAUUAUCAAACAGUUUUUGUGAGGACAGAAGAAACUAACAUUAGCGAGAGUGAACAUCACAAUCUGAUUUUAUGCUCAGGACUUGUGUCAAGAAUCCAGUUCAAACAAGGGAUGUAGACUCCUAUAUAUCCAAUCGUCACAUCUCAGUCACAGGAGUGAGAGAGUAUAUAUAUUACAGAUUACUUCUUUAUUGUUCAACAGAGGCUGAUCUUCAAAUACUUGAGUGCUAUUUGAUUUUUGACAGGUUUUGAUAGUAAACAACUAUGUAUGUCUUUCUGCAACAU